Messenger RNA from Sinocyclocheilus anshuiensis, 1505 nucleotides. Its product is annotated as translation initiation factor IF-2-like. Gene Ontology annotation, biological process: T cell extravasation; positive regulation of neutrophil extravasation; homotypic cell-cell adhesion. Gene Ontology annotation, cellular component: plasma membrane. The transcript is spliced from 19 exons. The record is from RefSeq and is a predicted model, not a curated record. Bases 295 to 1185 code for a protein of 296 amino acids. NCBI's taxonomy places the organism in Eukaryota, Metazoa, Chordata, Actinopteri, Cypriniformes, Cyprinidae.
AGAAACAAGCGAGACAGACCUGCAAUUGGAUCCUACACAAGUCAAUCCCACAUGUGGGUGGGCGGUGGACUCAGAGCUGCACACCCAGUAAAGUUUGUGCAACAAAAGGUUGCGGGAAAGUUGCGCACGAACACGAUUCACACUUACACCUGAAAUCUGCAUGCGCUAAAAGCGCCAAAGCAAGCUGCGUUUAAGACCCGAUUGAGCUCAGUUUCAUUCAAGCCACAAUGAAGUCAUACUUGUGGAUUUUCGUCCUUGGAAGUUUAAUCGUGACUGGAGUGAAGAUGCAAGACGAUGGAGUGGAAGGUGCAGAGAAUGCCGAUUCUCCGGCAGAUGACCUCGCGCCAGAGGACUCAACCAUUCCUGAUGAAGCUGCAGACGCUGAAGAACCAGCUGAAGAACCAGCACCUGAAGAUCCAGCGGAGGAGGCCGUGGAUGAGGCAGCAGCUCCUGCAGAGCCUGAAGACACAAACCCUGAGACAGACGCUGCGACAAAAGAUCAGCCCGCGACAGAAGAUGCUGAAGAAACAGCAGCAGCUCCAUCAGCUGAAGAGGAACCUGCUGGAGAAGAAGCAGAAGCAGUGUUUGUUCACUGUGGUUCUAGAUGAAGCCGAUGCAACUAAAAUAGAAGCCGAGUCACCUGUCGGAGAUCCUGAACCAGAAAUCACGCCUGAAGAAGCUCCAGAUGAUGCAGAAGAAGAACCAGCACAAGAGGAAGCAGAAGGAGGGGAAGCAGAUGCAGACGCAGAUACUGAAGCAGACUCGACCACUGUACCAGAGGAACCUGUUGAACCCGCUGUCGCUGUGGAAGAUAAUUCUGCAGGAUUCGAUCUUUCUGAUGCGCUCGAAAAGGAACUACAACCAGAGGAUCCAGUAAAGACUGAAUUGGGAGAUGCAGACCAGCACAGCUCAGGUCAAGGCAGAGCUCGCAGCGCUGGAGCAGUUUCUGAGCCAAACGACAGCGGAUCUGGUACGGUUGUUGGUGUUGUUUGUGGGAUUGCAGUAGCAGCUGUUGGUGCCAUAAUCGGAUACUUCACCUAUCAGAAGAAGAAACUGUGCUUCAAGGUUCAGAGAGGUGACCCAGAGAGCGCCAAAGAAGAGAACGGCACGCAGAGCCAUGAGGUUUUAAGCACCCUCCUGAAGUCAUCUGAACACGCCUCUGCAGCCGGCAAUGAACUGGCAUGAAGCUACUGAGAACUGCUUGGCAUUGGAGAAGGACGUUGUAACUACUCACCUCUUGAGAACCGGGAUGAACUUCACAAACACAUUCACAGUACAGAAAGUCAGCACAAAUAUUAUUUCUACACUCACUUUGAGUUCCUGACGCACAUUAAGGCCUUUUUCAUAACAUCUCAUCUUCCUACCGCUUCGACUACAGUUCUAAACUAGCACAUAGGACUGUUAAUAACAAAUGUUUUGAAUGUAAUUUCACAUCGUUUGAGUGGGACGGGAUGUGUGCGUGUAUGCACGUGUAAUUCGACAGCCUUUCGGGAGAGGCAUUUCAU